Messenger RNA from Homarus americanus (American lobster), 1781 nucleotides. Its product is annotated as proline-rich extensin-like protein EPR1. The record is from RefSeq and is a predicted model, not a curated record. The annotation marks the transcript as partial. The transcript has 3 exons. NCBI's taxonomy places the organism in Eukaryota, Metazoa, Arthropoda, Malacostraca, Decapoda, Nephropidae.
AUGUUACUUCGUUUUGCCAUUUACUUCUGCUCCCACAACCACCUCAGCCCCUUCAGCCCCAGUACCGCACCAGCCCCCACUGCGCCAGCCCCCAGUUUCCCAACACCAGCCCAGUACCGCACCAGCCCACAGUACCGCACCAGCCCACAGUACCGCACCAGCCCCCAGUACCGUUCCAGCCCACAGUACCGUACCAGCCCCAGUACCGCGCCAGCCCCAGUAUCCCCAUGUACUUCAGUCCCCAGCCCCAGUACGCACCGAGUCCCUAGUACCGUUCCAGCCCCCAGUACCGCGCCAGCCCCAGAAUCCCCAUGUACUUCAGUCCCACCUAGCCCCAGUACCGUUCCAGCACACAGUACCGCGCCAGCCCCGGAUCCCCAUGUACUUCAGUCCCUCAGCCCCAGUACCGCACCAGUCCCCAGUACCGUUCCAGCCCCCAGUACCGCACCAGUCCCCGUACCGUUCCAGCCCCCAGUACCGCACCGCAGUAACCCCAUGUACAUCAGCCCUCAGCUCCCAGUACCGUUCCAGCCCCCAGUACCGCACCGCAGUAACCCCAUCCUGCCGCCCAGCCCCCACCCAGCCUGCGCCCAGCCUGCGUCCGCCCACCGCUUUGCCGCCACAGCCUCACCUAUCCUGCUGCCCAGCCUGCCACCCAUCCUGCUGCCCACUCCUGCCGUCCAGCCUGCUGUCCAUCCUGCCACCCAGCCUGCGUCAGCGCGCCAACCUGCCACCCAGCCCGCCGUCAACCCGCCACCAGCCUGCCGUCCAGCCUGCCACAGCUCUGCCCCAGCCUGCCACCCAGCCUGCCGUCAGCCCACCCAGCCUGCCGUCCAGCCUGCCACCCAGCCUGCCGUCCAGCCUGCCACCCAGCCUGCCGUCCACCUGCCACCCAGCCUGCUGUCCAGCCUGCCACCCAGCCUGCCGUCCAGCCUGCCACCCAGCCUGCCGUCCAGCCUGCCACCCAGCCUGCCGUCCAACCCACCACCAGCCUGCUGUCCAGCUCGCCACCCAGCCUGCCGUCCAGCCUGCCACCCGCCUGCCGCCGUCCAGCCUGCCACCCAGCCUGCCGUCCAGCCCGCCACCCAGCUCUGCCGUCCAGCCCCUGCCACCCAGCCUGCCGCUGUCCAGCCUGCCACCCAGCCUGCCGUCCAGCCCGCCACCCAGCCUGCUGUCCAGCCUGCCACCCAGCCUGCUGUCCACUCCCGCCCGUCGCCACCCAGCCUGCCGUCCAGCCUCCCCAGCCUGCCGUCCAACCUGCCACCCAGCCUGCCGUCCAGCCUGCCACCCAGCGCCACACCAGCCUGCCGUCCAGCCUGCCCAGCCUGCCGUCCAGCCUGCCACCCAGCCUGCGUCCAGCCGCCACCCAGCCUGCGCCCAGCCUGCCACCAGCCUGCUGCCCAGCCGCCACCCAGCCUGCCGUCCAGCCUGCCACCCAGCCUGCCAACCCAGCCUGCCACCCAGCCUGCCGUCCAGCCUGCCACCCAGCCUGCCGCCCAGCCUGCCACCCAGCCUGCCGCCCAGCCCGCCCAGCCUGCCAACCAGCCCGCCACCAGCCUCCCAUGCAGCCUCCCACCCAGCCUGCCACCCAGCCUGCCACCCAACCUGCCACCAGCCUGCCACCCAGAGUGCCACCCAGCCUGCCCAGCCUCCCAUGCAGCCUGCCACCCAGCCUGCUACCCAGCCUGCUGCCCGACCCAUGACCCAACCUCCUCCACCCAGCCUGCCACCCAGCUUGCUGCCCGACACGCCACCCAGUCUGCCACCCACGAGGGUCUAGG